AUGGUCCCUGUGGUGCUCUCGAUCCUUUGGCUCUUCAUCGCUGCCAGCCGCGGGGAGAUCUUCGAACCUGCCAAAGAGGCACACGUUGAGUUAGAGAAGAAAGCGUUCUUCCCCGCCUAUCCUCCCUACGAAGAAGUGGUACCGCAAGAACAAGUGAUCGCCGUUACGCCAGAAACUGUGUACAGGUACACCAAGGAGGAGGUUCCAGUGGUUAUCAAGGCACCUGGACUUGAAAAUGGAGGUGAACAGAUCGCGCAUAACAACGGAUAUAGUGGAGUGUUUAUUCCUGAGCAGACCUACAAACCUCAACACCAAGUGACUACCCACAGGCCAGAGCAGGUAACUGUUCUCCAUCACGUGACUACGCAUAGACCGGAGUACCAUCACGAACCAUCACGUAGACCAGAACAGCACCAUGGGCCGACACAUAUACCAGAGCACCACCAUGAGUCAUCACGUAGACCAGAACAGCUCCACGAGCCAACACAUAGACCAGAGCACCACCACGAACCAUCUCAUAGACCAGAAUAUCACCACGAACCAUCCCACAGGCCCGAAUAUCAUCACGAACCUUCUUACAGGCCCGAGUAUGAGCAGAUUCCUGAGCACAAGGUUUACCAUCACGCGCAGCAUCAACCAGAACCCAUUGAGUACCAUCACAAACAUCGUGAGUCCUUGCAACACCAUAAACAGUAUGACGAAAGUCACAAACACAAGAAUCACGAGUUCAGAGAACCUCUGGACAAGUACCCGCUCAAGUACUUCUACAAGAAAGACUUCAAAGAGAAACUUAAGGAAGCCGUGAAGGAGAAGAUCCUUGAAUUGCUGAAGAAGAAAGUGGAAUAUAAGAAAGAGAAGUUAUUGCAUAAGAUCUUCCAUGAAGAUGAUCAUGAUCACCAUGAUCACCAUGAUCAUCACCAUCACUACGACAAGGGAGAUGAGUUCAAAAAGUGGGUGAAGGCGUUAGCUGUGAAGGUAAGUAAAAAGAUGCAGCUCUUCACCAGUCCGGCAAGGUUCACAUUCGUUCACCUCCUUGCUAUGAGCCAGAUAUUUGAUAAGAUGUUAAGGUUCAAAUACUUAGAACAAAAAAUGUCUCUAGACAAAAUUCUGGCAUAG
Acanthoscelides obtectus is the source of this 1116-nucleotide messenger RNA. NCBI's taxonomy places the organism in Eukaryota, Metazoa, Arthropoda, Insecta, Coleoptera, Chrysomelidae. The record is from the annotation of a GenBank genome assembly.